This is a messenger RNA of Hemibagrus wyckioides, 1889 nucleotides long. RefSeq names its product intraflagellar transport 52 homolog (Chlamydomonas) (gene ift52). Lineage: Eukaryota; Metazoa; Chordata; Actinopteri; Siluriformes; Bagridae. The transcript has 14 exons. Bases 186 to 1496 code for a protein of 436 amino acids. The record is from RefSeq and is a predicted model, not a curated record. Gene Ontology annotation, biological process: intraciliary transport; cilium assembly. Gene Ontology annotation, cellular component: centriole; cilium; intraciliary transport particle B.
UUUAAUUUAAAUAUAUUCUUUUUCUUAACACUGCUAGUCAUUGAAAGCUGCAGUUGUUGCUAUGGGGGGGGCGUCCCCAUGGUUACUGUUGUUUACCCAGAAUGCUUAACGGACAUGCUAACAGCUCGGAGAUAUGAUAAAUCUUGAGAUUUCAGUCUUUAGAAGAAACAUCCUUCAAGCACAAGAUGGAUAAAGAGCAGCGGAAUAUUGUCGUGUUUAAUUCGUCCAAAAGAGAGCAGUUUAGUGCCAACACCGGCUACAAGAGUCUUCAGAAGAGACUGAGGACGCAAUGGAAGAUCCAAGGCAUCAAAGAGGAGAUCACAGCCGAGAAACUGCAUGGUGUGAAGCUGUGGAUCACCGCAGGUCCUCGAGAGAAGUUCACAGAAGCAGAGCUGCAAGUCCUGAAGCAGUAUCUGGAAGGUGGCGGGAACGUCCUGGCCAUGCUCGGAGAAGGAGGGGAAGUGAAAUACGACACGAACAUCAACUUCCUCCUGGAGGAGUUUGGUAUCAUGGUGAACAGCGAUGCCGUAGUGAGAAACGUUUACUACAAAUACUUCCAUCCCAAAGAAGCACUCGUGUCUAACGGGGUUCUCAACAGGGAGAUCAGCCGUGCAGCCGGGAAAGUGGUAACGGGAGUCAUUGAUGAUGAAGGUCCGGGGAACAAUACACAGGCUCUCACGUUUGUGUACCCGUAUGGAGCUACGCUAAAUGUUAUGAGGCCUGCGGUUGCGGCUCUGUCCACCGGUUCUGUGUGCUUCCCUCUCAACAGACCCGUUCUGGCCUUCUCCAAGGUCGAGAAGAAUGCAGGGAAGCUGGCAGUGCUGGGCUCAUGUCACAUGUUCAGCGAUCAAUACCUGGACAAGGAGGAGAACAGUAAAAUAAUAGACGUCGUGUUCCAGUGGCUGACGACUGACAACAUUCAUCUGAAUCAAAUCGAUGCAGACGAUCCUGAGAUCACAGAUUACACCAUGCUGCCAGACACAGGAUACUUAUCUAAGAGACUCCGAGCAUGUCUACAGGAAGGGGACGAGAAUCCACGUGACUUCACCUCCCUCUACAACAUGUCCCUCUUUAACCUGUCCACAGACUCCCUCCCGAGCGUGAUCAGGGCUUACAAGCAGCUGAAUGUCAAACAUGAGCCCCUUCAGUUGAUUACGCCUCAGUUCGAAACGCCGCUUCCGCCCCUGCAGCCCGCAGUUUUCCAGCCAGCGUUUAGAGACCUGCCACCACCGAUGCUCGACCUUUUUGACCUGGACGAGACGUUUUCUUCGGAGAAAGUGCGACUUGCUCAGCUGUCAAACAAAUGCACCGACGACGACCUGGAGUUUUACGUGCGCAAAUGCGGAGACAUCUUAGGUGUCUCUGGGAAGCUAGAUAAAGAAAAGCAAGACGCCAAGCACUUCCUCGAACACAUCUUCUUUCAGGUGGUGGAGUUUAAAAAGCUGAAUCAGGAGCAUGACAUCGACACGUCACAGACGAGGUUUUCUCCUUGCUGAAGAAGGACGUUAGGGGACGGCAGAAGGCAGAACAGCAUCAGCAUCAGGACUGCUCUGGGAUCAGGAUCAUCAACAGAAUAUUUUCAACACUAAUUAGCAUUUACAGGUACCAUGUGUUAGUUUUGAAAAUGAUUUCUGUUUUCUUUCUGCUUGGAAAAUUGUAUUGUGAAUUUUUUUUUUUCUUUUUUGGAUUCAAACUAUUGCUGGAAUUGUAUUUAAUCGUUUAUUAUAUUUUUGUACACUUAUGUCCAAUAAUGCAAUGUUUACAGGAGAAAGAACGUGUAGUAGUAGACAAUGUGUAGACAAUCCAGCACACAUUAACAGGCAAUGAGACAGAAAUAUUAAUUUACUUGACCAGAAUUCCAGUCACGAGUAAAUAAUUUGUGAAAAUCA